CCAAACUGAAAAGUCAAUUGCGGGAAGAACAGGGGAAAGAAACUGAAAUGCGAAACCAAUGCAAUAAACCCUAAACCUUAUUCUCAACUUAGCCUUAGCUCAGGCUAGAUCACGCUUGUAAUGGGGAGCAUUAAGCCCUUGCCAGAGGCUGUUCGCGCUAUAGUGCGUUCUGCCAGUAUAUUGUUUGACCUCACUAGGGUUGUGGAGGAGCUCAUUUUCAAUAGCCUCGAUGAUGAUGCAUCAAAGGUGUCAGUCUUUCUAAGUGUUGGGAGCGGCUAUGUCAAAGUGGUCGAUGAUGGAUCUGGUAUAUCUCGGGAUGAAUUGGUGUUACUGGGAGAAAGAUAUGUAACGUCAAAGCUUUCCCAUCUGAAUGAUUUGGAUGCUGGUAGCAGCGGCUUUGGUUUUAGGGGAGAAACAUUGGCAUCUAUAUCUGAUGUAGCUUUGGUAGAAAUAGUAACAAAAGCUUAUGGAAGACCAAAUGGAUAUCGCAAGGUCAUUAAGGUGUCGUAACCGG
Hibiscus syriacus is the source of this 514-nucleotide messenger RNA. RefSeq names its product DNA mismatch repair protein MLH3-like. Lineage: Eukaryota; Viridiplantae; Streptophyta; Magnoliopsida; Malvales; Malvaceae. The transcript has 5 exons. Gene Ontology annotation, biological process: mismatch repair. Gene Ontology annotation, cellular component: mismatch repair complex. Bases 121 to 510 code for a protein of 129 amino acids. Gene Ontology annotation, molecular function: ATP-dependent DNA damage sensor activity; ATP hydrolysis activity. The record is from RefSeq and is a predicted model, not a curated record.